AACCUGUGCGGAGAAGGAGUAGGGGCAGAGAGACAGACACUCCCACCGAGGUGGAUUUGGCUACGGGAGCCACGGGACACGGCCUCGCUCCGCACAUCGUCACCCUCCGCCUCGGCAGCCCUUAGUGUCACCUGGUGUCAGGAAGGAUUGCAGCCAUGGGGUGUUUCAAAUUCCUCAAAGUCAUGAUGUUCAUCUUCAAUGGCAUCAUCUUCUUGGCGGGAGCUGGGAUCCUUGGUGUAGGGGUGUGGGUCAAGGUGGACAGUAACUCGCUGCUUGGUGUCCUGGGCAAAAUUCAAGAUGCUCCGGGGGCCCUGAACCAGCUGGUCAAUGUGGGCUACCUGCUGAUCGCCGUGGGAGGGGUGCUGCUGGUCAUGGGCUUCCUGGGGUGCUGCGGUGCCAUGCGUGAGAGCAAGUGCAUGCUGUUACUGUUCUUCGUCAUCGUGCUUAUUGUCUUCAUAGCCGAGGUCGCUGCAGCAGUAGUAAUCCUGGUCUUCAGGCCCUUGGCGGAGAAUCUGAUUCACAUGCUGGGAAGCUCCGUCAUCAGCAGCAUAAAGAAGGAUUAUGGGAAGAAUGUGGACCUGACGCUAUUAUGGAACACUACCAUGACUGGGCUGAAAUGCUGUGGCUUCAGUAACUACACAGACUUCACAGACUCACCGUAUUAUCAGAGCACGAGCCGAUACCCUGAUCCGUGUUGCCUCGCCCUGCCCUGCACGCCACAAAGUGCCACAGACUCGAGCAUCACUGGCUGCCUCCAUAAGAUCGUGUCGGUGAUGCAGAGUAACUCGACCGUCCUUAUAGCUGUCGUGCUGGGAAUCGCGGUGCUGGAGAUGUCUGCCAUGAUAGUUUCGAUGACCUUGUACUGCAAGAUCGGCUCAGAGUGAUGAGGAUACCUGCGGACGGCGUCAUCUGAACAGCGGUACAAGCCUCUGACCAAUGCUGGAAAUCCUCUCAGGCUGAAAAUGUGUACCUUCUGUCUUUUUUUUAAUAAUCUAAAAU
This is a messenger RNA of Brienomyrus brachyistius, 999 nucleotides long. It is a transcript of the gene tspan34b, whose product is annotated as tetraspanin 35. Gene Ontology annotation, cellular component: membrane. Lineage: Eukaryota; Metazoa; Chordata; Actinopteri; Osteoglossiformes; Mormyridae. Bases 156 to 884 code for a protein of 242 amino acids. The record is from RefSeq and is a predicted model, not a curated record. The transcript has 8 exons.